AUGAGGAUAUUAUAUUAUAGUUACAGAUUGAAGAGAUAGCUAAAUUAGAACAAGAAGAACAGCAACAAAAGUAAAAAUUAGUUCAACCAUUAGAGAAGAAAAAUCAAUAAUCAAUUUCAACACAGUUAAAUUAAAAUUCACAAUUUAAUAAUCAAAACCAAUUACAGAAUUAAAUAAAGUCUAAAUAAAUUUCAAUAAUUGAGGUUCAAGAUCAAUUUCAGAAUUCUCCAUUGUUAAAUUAAAAUUCACAAUUUGAUAACCAAAACCAAUUCUAGAAUUAAAUAAAGUCUAAAUAAAUUUCAAUAAUUGAGGUUCAAGAUCAAUUUCAGAAUUCUCCAUUGUUAAAUUAAAAUUCACAAUUUGAUAACCAAAACCAAUUCUAGAAUUAAAUAAAGUCUAAAUAAAUUUCAAUAAUUGAGGUUCAAGAUCAAUUUCAGAAUUCUCCAUUGUUAAAUUAAAAUUCACAAUUUGAUAACCAAAACCAAUUCUAGAAUUAAAUAAAGUCUAAAUAAAUUUCAAUAAUUGAGGUUCAAGAUCAAUUUCAGAAUUCUCCAUUGUUAAAUUAAAAUUCACAAUUUGAUAACCAAAACCAAUUCUAGAAUUAAAUAAAGUCUAAAUAAAUUUCAAUAAUUGAGGUUCAAGAUCAAUUUCAGAAUUCUCCAUUGUUAAAUUAAAAUUCACAAUUUGAUAACCAAAACCAAUUCUAGAAUUAAAUAAAGUCUAAAUAAAUUUCAAUAAUUGAGGUUCAAGAUCAAUUUCAGAAUUCUCCAUUGUUAAAUUAAAAUUCACAAUUUGAUAACCAAAACCAAUUCUAGAAUUAAAUAAAGUCUAAAUAAAUUUCAAUAAUUGAGGUUCAAGAUCAAUUUCAGAAUUCUCCAUUGUUAAAUUAAAAUUCACAAUUUGAUAACCAAAACCAAUUCUAGAAUUAAAUAAAGUCUAAAUAAAUUUCAAUAAUUGAGGUUCAAGAUCAAUUUCAGAAUUCUCCAUUGUUAAAUUAAAAUUCACAAUUUGAUAACCAAAACCAAUUCUAGAAUUAAAUAAAGUCUAAAUAAAUUUCAAUAAUUGAGGUUCAGGAUCAAUUUCAGAAUUCUACAUCAUUAAACUAAAAUUCACAAUUCAAUAAUCAAAAUUAAUUCUAGAAUUAAAAUUAACAAUUUAGUAAUCAAAACCAAUUGCCUAAUUAAAUGUAGUUAAACUAAAAUUCACAAAUUAAAAACCAAAACUAAUUCCAAAAUUAAAUACACUUAAACUAAAAUUAACAAUUUAAUAAUCAAAACCAAUUCUAGAAUUAAAUAUAGUUAAACUAAAAUUAACAAUUUAUUAACCAAAACCAAUUCUCUAAUUAAAUACAGUUAAACUAAGAUUAACAAUUUAAUAAUUAAAACCAAUUCUCGAAUUAAAUGCUGUUAAACUAAAAUUAACAAUUUAAUAAUUAGGAUCAAUAAAAAGAAUAUGAAGAUUAAGAUUAUGAAUCAAAACUAUAGUAAAUUAUAAUAAAAUUUUAAAAAUUAAUUGAUCAAUUUAAUAACAAUAAAAAAUAAAAUAUGUUUGUUGUUUUAUUAGUAGGAGUAACAGGAUCUGGAAAAAGCACUAUUUUCAACUUCCUAAGUGGAGCAGAUUUUAAAUUUGAUCAGGAUAAAAAAUUAAUAAUAAAUAAUCCCUCAAAUAGUUAUUCUAAGAUGGGUGGUGGAAUGAAUUCAAUCACUAAGAACCAAAUUUUUAUCAUAAUAAAAAUAAUAAUCAUUUAAUUAUUGAUUUUCCUGGAUUCUAAGACACAAAUGGGGUAUAGGAUCAAUUAUUAUUUGCUCUUUUAUUUCAUAAGAUUGUUACCUCAGGUCCAAUUAAAAUUGUUUAUGUAAUAAAAAAUGUUGAAAGUGAUAUUCCGAAUAGAGGAUCUGAUCUUUAAGACUUUAUUGAUCAACUAAGCUUAAAAGGAAAUAUAAAAGUUCAAAAGUUUAAUUUAUUUUUAAAUUGUUAUAUGGAUGACUUAUCUGAUAUCUAAUUGUAAGCUAAAAUAACAAAAGAUUUAAAAUCUGUUGAUAAAUUAUAAUCAAUUGAUAAAAUACUUGUAUUAAGAAAAGCUUGUAAUGACAAUUAAUUAAAUCAAAUUUUCAGUAAUUAAUAACGAUAAAUUGUUUGGUAACAGAUUGAAGAGAUGUCAUCUUCUAUAAUUCAACCAUCAAAACUACCGAACAGUGAAAUGAUAAGUAAUUAUUUAAGAAGAAGAAUAUUAAAAACAAUUGAAAAAUAUGGAUUAGUAUUGUCUGAAUUUUUUGAUCAGUAAUAUAAAAGAUUAUCUAAUUAAUAGAGUGAGGCAACAAUACCGUUAUUGGAAAAAUUAAUAAAUUUAGUAAAAAAAAUAGAUUAGGAAAAUUCUUUUGAAUGGUAUGCAUAGUAUAUUUAAACUUGCGAAUAAUUGGCAACAAGACUUUAAAUCAAGGAUGAUAUAGUAAUACAAAGCAAUAAUUUCAUGUAGAUAUUUUAAUAUUAUUCCUAAUUUUCUAAUCUUAUAUAGGGAUAUGAUGAUUUAAAAAUAAUAAAGUUAAUUGCUUAAGAUUAAUUAAAGAAUAUGAUUAGUUUAAUAGGUUAAAGAGUUGAAAUAUUAAAAUAAACAUAAAAGUUCAAUGCCGAAAUUAGUAAAUAUGAAAAAGAUAUAUAACAAUAAGUUAGAGAAAUAGGGAAUUAUGAGUAAUAAAUUAAUUUAAUGAAAGUUUAAAAGAAUUAGGAUAUCUAAUUAAUAAACAAUCUUAAUAAUAAGCUAUAGGAAGCUUAACAAAAUAAAAAGUCUUUAGAUGAAUUAAAAUAACAAUAAAUAUAAUAACUACAGUUAUAGUAGGAGUAAUUUGAGAAGGGUUAAAGGAAAUUACAGUUAGAACAUUAAUAAUAAAUAAAAGAAUUAAAUUAAUAAAAUCAAUAAGCAAUUAAUCAAAUUUAUCUAAAACAAUAAGAAUAAAUGAAUGAAGUGAAUUAAAAAAACUAACAAAAAAUCGAUCAAAUUUAUAAAUAAUAGUCAGAGUUAAUCAAUUAGACAAAUCAAAAUUAUUAAAAAUAAUUAAAGGAAAUGAAUUUAUAAAAUGAAAAAAAAAAUAAGGAGCAAAAAGCAAAAAUCCAAAAACUGUAAGAAUAAAAUAAAAUUUCAGUUCUUGAAAUUAGAUAAGAAAAUGAAAAAAUAAUUAAGAAUCUUGAAGCAGAAAUGAAAUAAUAAAAACAAUAACAAUUAGAUUUAACCAAUUAAAUGAAUUAAAAAAUGUAAGAAGAAAUCAAAAAUAUAAAAAAAGAAAAUGAAUACUCAAUUGAUAAAUUAUUAAAAUCACAUGAAAAGCAUAUCAAAGAAAUAGAAGAAAAAAAUAAAAACUUAAAACCAAUAGAAAUUCACCAUUAUAAUGAAAGAGUCGUAGAAAAAUCCAGUGGGUGUACUCUAAUUUGA
Molecule: messenger RNA, 3427 nt
Organism: Paramecium sonneborni
Lineage: Eukaryota; Ciliophora; Oligohymenophorea; Peniculida; Parameciidae
Source: the annotation of a GenBank genome assembly